CACCCGCGGAACCGCAGCGGCGGCUCGGACCGGAGGCCUUGAGUCACGUGGCGGAGAGGGCGGGACCAAACACGGGGCCGACCAAUGGGCUGUGGUGCCCGCGGGUGUGAGAGCCAGUAGGAGCCGAGACCGGGAUCCCGGGGCUGGGAGAAACGGCCGCCGGGCGGGGGCUGUGGGACCAUGGGGCUGCUGACCAUUCUGAAGAAGAUGAAGCAGAAAGAGCGGGAGCUGAGGCUGCUCAUGCUCGGCUUGGAUAAUGCCGGCAAAACCACCAUCCUCAAGAAGUUCAAUGGGGAGGACGUGGACACCAUCUCCCCAACCCUGGGCUUCAACAUCAAGACCCUGGAGCACCGAGGCUUCAAGCUGAACAUCUGGGAUGUGGGCGGCCAGAAGUCCCUGCGCUCGUACUGGCGGAACUACUUUGAGAGCACAGACGGCCUCAUCUGGGUGGUGGACAGCGCUGACCGCCAGCGCAUGCAGGACUGCAAGCGGGAGCUGCAGAGCCUCCUGGUAGAGGAGCGCCUCGCCGGAGCCACCCUCCUCAUCUUUGCCAACAAGCAGGACCUGCCGGGAGCACUGUCCUCCAACGCCAUUCAGGAGGCCCUGGACCUCGACUCCAUCCGGACGCACCACUGGCGUGUCCAGAGCUGCAGCGCCUUCACCGGGGAGGACCUGCUGCCCGGCAUCGACUGGCUCCUGGACGACAUCUCCAGCCGCAUCUUCACUGCCGACUGAGCCCCCCCGGACGGCCCCAGCUCCAAGUCCAGACACCACCUGGGGUGGGGGAGGCUGAAUACUCAGCCAGCUAGACUAACACUCCGCCCCAUCAUCUGCUGCUGCUACCCAUGCCCACUACCGCCGAGGAGCACCACCCUGGCCGUCCUCCCAGCUCCUGCCACUCCAGCCCCUGAGGAAGGCGGCAGCCGUGGCGCCCCGAGGACAGGGCUGGCCUGGGAGGGGGCACCUGCUGCUACGGACGCCCUGGGCAACAUCCUCGGCUCAGUGAGAAUAAAGCGCUCCUCCACUUCCUGCC
Molecule: messenger RNA, 1033 nt
Organism: Perognathus longimembris pacificus (Pacific pocket mouse)
Lineage: Eukaryota; Metazoa; Chordata; Mammalia; Rodentia; Heteromyidae
Gene: Arl2
Product: ADP ribosylation factor like GTPase 2
Exons: 5
Coding region: 181-735 (184 amino acids)
Biological process (GO): protein folding
Cellular component (GO): microtubule cytoskeleton; cytoplasm
Molecular function (GO): GTP binding; GTPase activity
Source: RefSeq, a predicted model, not a curated record